This is a messenger RNA of Lineus longissimus, 3992 nucleotides long. Its product is annotated as guanylate-binding protein 5-like. Lineage: Eukaryota; Metazoa; Nemertea; Pilidiophora; Heteronemertea; Lineidae. Gene Ontology annotation, molecular function: GTPase activity; GTP binding. The coding region runs from base 125 to 1963 and encodes 612 amino acids. The record is from RefSeq and is a predicted model, not a curated record. The transcript is spliced from 10 exons.
UGGAGAGCGGACGACGUUAUUUUAAGCGGCCCAUACCAGGAUUUUCGUCAUUCCGGGCGUAAACCAGGCUGUCGAGGGAGAUCAAGACAUUGCAGUAUUACACAAAUAGCUGUCGAAGACGAAAAUGGCGAGUUCCCAAACAAUCUUCAACGGCGCCAAGAAUUUCAUUAAAGCCGAGAGGGGUCCUGACGGAAAAUAUCUGCCGGUGUUGAAUAAGGAGGCGCUUGAUGAAUUAAAGCAAGUCACUCAGAAACUUGUGGUCGUUUCGGCUGUUGGAGCUUUCAGAACUGGCAAAUCCUAUUUACUGAAUAGGUUGUCCAAAAUGGCUCGUGGGGCAAGGUUUACAGUUGGCCACAAGUGCGAGCCUCAAACCAAGGGGUUGUGGCUGAUGAUAAUUGAUCAUCCAAGCUUAACUGACUGCAAGCUUGCUCUGCUGGACACAGAAGGCGUCGGCGAUACGAAAAAGGGUGACACGCAACAUGACGCGAUGCUUUUUGUUCUUACCUGCCUUCUGUCCGACACCAUGAUCUACAAUGGAUCAAAGGCAAUUGACGAAGUUGCAUUUGAGAAGCUGAACUUUACUGCUGAAAUGUCGAAGUACUUAGUUUCGAAAGCAAAGAAAGAAGGAGAUGAUGACAACUUCCAUAAGUUCUUCCCAGAGUUGGUAUACGUCGUUAGAGAUUGCCACAUUAACCUGGAAGAGAACGGGAGGGAAAUCACGGCAGACGAGUACUUCGAGAGUACCUUGGCUGUUGAUAACAAUGAUGACAAGACAGGGCAGAGGGCGAAGACACGGAAUUCAAUCAAGAAGUACUUUCCGCGAAGGAAAUGUUUCACCUUGGAUAUACCAGCAGCCAAAAGGAGUGUAUUGUUAAAGAUGGACACUGUUGCCGAUGAUCAACUGAAUGAGGACUUCAUCGAAACCAUGAAUAAAUUGCUUGUGUACAUCUUAUUUCAGAGCAAGUCCAUGGCGUUGCAGGAUGGAAGACGAAUAAAUGGCCGUCAGGUAGCCAUGUUGAUCGAGACUUACGUCAAAGAUGUUCCAAAUAUCUCCUCGACGCUGGAAAACCUAAAGGCAGAGGAAAACAGGAGAGCGCUUGAACAAGCCGAAUCGCUAUACGGCCAAGCUAUGGAUAGUUUUAAACACAAAAUGCCAACUGAGUCAAUGGACGACGUUGAACAUCAGCACAAAGCCAUAUUGAAAGCGAUGUCAGCGCAGAUAUAUGCAGAUGUUAUACUCGAGGACGAUGAAAUAAAAGAGUUCAUCAAAGUACUUGAGAAAACUCUCAACGCGAAGAAAAUAUUCUACAUCGAAGAAAACGAACGUCUGUCGAAGGAGAAGUGUGAUACUACACUCCAGGCUUUUUAUAGACAGCUACAGGCCAAGAUGGUCAAUGAGUACAAUCGUCCUGGGGGUUACCAGGAAUACCGUACUGACAUGAGCAACUUGAAGGACAAGUACAGACAGAUGAGUGGAUUGGGCGUCAUGAGAGAAAGAAAAUUGUUAGAAUUCCUGGAAGAGAAGAGGGCUGAAGAAGACGUUAUCCUGGCCAUGGACAAUGCACUCACUGAAAACCAGAGGCAGCUCGAAGAGCAAAAGCGGAAGACCGAGCAAGCCAAAAGAGAAAAGGAAGGACUUGAAAUGCAACGACGUGAAGAAAAGAGGAAUGCCGAAUUAUUGGAAGACAGACAAAAACGAAAUGAAGAAAUGAUGUCCGAUAUGAGGCGCGAUUUGAAAGACGAGGCAGAGAAGAGGCUCCAAAUGGAAGAGGAAUACACUAGAAUGAAGAUGGAGCACAUUAACAUGCAGGAGAAACAGGCUGUAGAUUUCGAGAGAAAUGCCGAAUUUAAAAAAGAAAAAGAGAUGGAGGGCGUCGUCGAUGGUGUACUUAAAGGUAUUUCUGUUUUCGCCAGAUUCAUCGCUAGUGCAGCAGGAAGCGAUAGUGAUGACAACAGUGAUUAAAGAUAAUUCGAACUGUGCCUUCUGUGACCACGCAUCACGCGCAGCAAUAAGUCUGUAUAAAAUACAAGUAAAGGACGAAAUCAGCGAUUGUAAUUGGUACCAGAGGUUACCUCACGUACACGGUGUAUAUUGUCGAAUUUUGCUUAUUGUUAAAAAAAGACCCAUCGAAGACAUGUAUAAUCUCUCGCAUCGUGUGACAGUUUAUCACGUCUGCAGUAUGUUUGAUAUGGUGAUUAAGCACACGUUCUUCCGCAAGAAUUGUAAUGUAUAACUUCUUUAAAUUUAUUGGAUCACGUUAUAAAACCUAUAUACCUAUAUGGAUCCAAAAUUUGGUGCCCAGAAAAUUAUUUCAAGAAAAAUCCAAUCUGUUGAGACAAUAUUUUGGGUGCAAACCUUUACAAGCAGCCUGCAGACAAACUGAACAUAUAAUUUUUGUAAAUAUUUAUUAGGCACAUCUAAGAAAGCCUGCAACAUAGCUGUAUUGGGCGAAAAAGGGAGAUUAUCGCUUUGAAUGGACUCAAUAACCGCUUCUUUCUGAUAUUACCAACAUGUUUUAAUGUCAAAGAAUGAUCUUCUUCCUGAGGCACUAAACGAAUCCAUUGCAAUAGGCAACUCUAAAACAUUUUCUUGGUAUUCAUUUAUUAAAAAUAUAGCAAUUUCUCUCAACAUUAAUCUAUCAUCAUUUAACCCUAAACUUGUCAAAGAAAAAUUGAGACAGAAAUGUGUAGCUCACUGGAAGAAUAACAUCAGCACCACUCGUAUGCAAGGAGGCAAGCUUGAGCUUUAUUCUAAAAUAAAAAAAAACAUUUUCAAUAUUGUGACAAUAUUAGGAAUUGCUUGCUAUAUCCAUAAUUAGGUAUACGGUAAAAAAGGUACAGGAAAAAAAGGUACGGAAAUAAAGGUACAGGAAAUAAAAGUACUGGAAAUAAAGGUACCGGAAAAAGGUUUCAGAAUAUUAUUCUCUUCAACUGGUUCAGACUCGGCCUAUGUCUUAAUCUUGUCUUGCCCAUUUUUCUUCUUCUGUGACUAAGGUGGUGCCUUAAAAUAGUUUAAUACAUUGCGGACAAUUUUGUUACGGAAAGAAUUUGAGGAAAAUUCAUGGAAGAAGUUGCCCAACAGGGGAGCUGACGGUUUUUUUUGGUAAUAACUGCAUGCACAUUCAUGUUCUUUUAAAUUUUAAAAUACUCGAGUCGUAUUCUUAUUAGGGGCAGAUCCAGGAUCUUGGGAAAGGGGGGUGGGGGCGCACCUGGCAUCCUACCUGGCAUUUCACAUUAAGAUUCUCGCCAAUUUCCCUAAAAAGCUUGUGUUUGGUCUUAAAUCUAAUAAUUUGUCUGUUAAGACUUAAUUGGCCAGGCACAAUGUUAAUUGGGUCCAGCCCUAUGAUGAAUGUUAAUUGAUUAAUUGCAAUUUAACUUGAACAUUGGUACAUUUACCGGUUAACUCUUUUGCAGAGGAAAUUGUCCUAGAAUCUUUACAAUCAUCAUGAUCUUGAUCGCCGUGUUUUCACUCUUGAAAACCAUAACGGUAUACUGGAAAUUUGAUAUACCAAUUUCUGUGGCCUAUGCAAUGCCUACGCACCAAAUAAAGUUAAAGUUAUGAAUAGAAAAAGGGAGAAUUCAAAUGAUAUUUAAAAAAAAAAUUGUGUACCUUUUUUAUCUAUUUAUGCCAUUUUGUGUACCUAUUUUUCCAGUACCUUUUUUCCGGUACUUUUAUUUCCGGUACUUUUAUUUCCAGUACCUUUAUUUCCUGUACCUUUAUUUCCGUACCUUUUUUUCAUGUACCUUUAUUACCUAGAUUCCUAUAACUAUUAUUUCUGUGUUUCUCCAACGUACUCUCUACUAUACAACAGUAGAGCAUUUCACUGUUGUCGAUAUCGCAUUAAACAGUGAACAUUCUACUGUUUGUUUGCUUUUGCGCACAUUCUCUGCGCAACGAAGAAUACAAUUAAAUAUUCUGGAAUAUUGUUGAAUGACCACAUGUUUUUAAUUUGUACUAUAUAUAUAGUUUUUGACUGUAGCCGAAUAGAUAA